Molecule: messenger RNA, 2355 nt
Organism: Caenorhabditis remanei
Lineage: Eukaryota; Metazoa; Nematoda; Chromadorea; Rhabditida; Rhabditidae
Exons: 9
Coding region: 1-2355 (784 amino acids)
Source: RefSeq, a predicted model, not a curated record
AUGGCGUCAGAACCAAUGGAAGAAGAUGACAGUUUCAAUCAACCGGUUCCCCGCUCAACACCAUAUAUCCCCCCUCAACAAUCAAAGAAAGAGGACUCUGAUCCAGAAUCAGAUGAUUCAUUCGAAACAUUUGCACCGACUCAAACUACGAAUGGAGGAUCUUUGAAGAGUUCAGCUAGUAGUACACAAUCUACAGGCAUUAAAGCCCCUCUUCCACCGUCUCGACCAUUCCAGCCACCGGCACCUCCUUUUGGCACACAGAAUGUUGCUCCAGGAGCACAGAAGUAUAGCUCGAAGCCCCUCCCACCUCAACUCCAACGAUCUCAGUACUCUCAUGCUCCGCCUCCAUCCAUCACUUCAACAUAUAUCCAAUCGAGUCAACAAAUGUCACAAAGAGUAGUAGUUCAACCAUUUCGACCAGUUAUCAAUCAACAGAAUACGAAUAAAAUCGGAGUUCAUUCGGCAGUGACGAAUACAAAAAAGAAUGGGGAUGUGACGACUCAACAGCAGAAACCAACAUCAUCUCAAGCACCAGCAUCACCUAACUCAUUGGCACGACAUCGAAGUGCAAAUUCUGGGUUGAGAAAUUCUCCAUUCCAAACUCCUGCUCUCCGAACGGGUAACAUCUUCAUUCCCCGUACAACUCCACCAUCAGAUCCAUCUUCUCGUCCAGCGACUCCAUCUGGUGAUGUUCUGAUGCUUAGGGAUCAACUGGAGAACGAGAAACGAAAGGUUAUGAGGUUACAAACCGAAUUUCAGAAGGAUGCGAAGAAAAAAGAGGAUGAACAUCAGCGGAAUCUGGCGGCGAAAGAUUUGAUAAUUGACAAACAGAAAAAAGAUUUAGAAAUGUUCAAAUCGACGAUUGCAUGUCGGAAGACUGAUAUCCCUACCUCCUCCUCAUUCUCUGCUCCAUCUCCUAUUCUAAAAACACCGAAAAUUCCGAAUACAAUACGACCGAUGGCUACAAGUACUCCCACUCUAUCGUCAACUUCUGAAAUCAAAAAAGUGUAUCCGAAAAUCCCGGCGGCGGAACCGAAAGUGAAGACACCUCGUCGGAGGGCUCCCAUGACGAAUUUCGGACAUAUUUCUGCAUUUCGACAUCCAUUGAAAGAUGAUGAAGAAGAUGAUACGUUUCAGAUGAAUGCGAGUUUUGAGCCAUCAGCAACGUCGACACCAAAAAUGAGUGGAUUAGUGAGGACAGGUCUCCGCCGCCCUCUGGACCUUGGUGAUGACGGUGAUGAAAAUAUACGAGGAGCACCGACACCGAAGCGAAAACCCGUGGUGUUCAAAGAGAAACGGAAGAAGCGGACACGGAAAGAAGUUCAGGAGAAGAUUCAGAAGAUUUGGGAGGGAAUCGACAAGGAUUCCACUAGACUUUCCACGAUUCUCAAUCGGAAAGAUGUAGAGAAACCAGUGGAAAAACCACCGGAAAGCAUGGAAACAGAAUAUAUAGGAUUCGGGGAAAAAUACGAUUGGGUGGAUCGGAUAUUGACGAAAAAGAUGGAAUCGGUUGAAUUACGGAAGACACAACCCGUUCAAACGGAGAGAUUCUUGUCGGCACGAAUAAGGAAUCGGGUUAUGAAUGAGGCGGAGCAAAGGAAGACGAUCAUGAAGAAUUGUGCAAACUGCCAUAUGGAUGUAGAGAUUUCGAAACCAGAGGAAAUCCCGAAAACGGAGAGAAGAAUAGGAAGAAAGAAAGUGAAGAAAGAGCCGAAAGAAUGGGAAAUCAGAGAGAGUGAUCGACGGGAUUUGCUGAAAAAAGAAGCAGAAGAACGACGAUGUCUUCAUUACACAACAAUGCUUCAUUCGAUUAAUCGGAAGGGAAUCGAAGAAAUUGAAGGAAUGAAGAAGAAGAAUGAGUUGGCUGAGCAGCAAUAUCGGAAGAGAGUUGAGGCUGUCAAGAUCCGAAAUCUGGACGAAAUCCGAGAGGAAAAACUCCAAGAAUGGAGGAAACAAAUCGUGUCGAAUCUGGAAGAAAACAGUGAUCAACAGUCAUGUUUCGAGAUUAGAGAAGUCGGACGAAAUGAGGAUUAUAUUUGGACAGAAGAUGAAAGAGAUUACGAUGCCAAGUUCCCAGAACCAUAUCACCAUCCCAAAUCAUCCUUAUGCCAUCAAUGUCAAUCCCACCAACAACGACAACGACGAAUUUGCAGAAAAGAAUGGGAACAGAGUCGAAUCAAAUUAAAAUGUCUAGAAGAAUUCGGAAAUGAACGAAGAGAACAAAUGAGAAAUGCUUCACUUCUGACGAAAAGUCGAAUCGAGGCGGCUGAUAAGAGUUUAUUCAGAGAAAAUGGAGUUGUUGAGACAGGACUUCGGAAUGAUGACGUCGACGAAGAAUAUGACAGUUUCAUGUGA